Molecule: messenger RNA, 1614 nt
Organism: Dichotomopilus funicola
Lineage: Eukaryota; Fungi; Ascomycota; Sordariomycetes; Sordariales; Chaetomiaceae
Product: major facilitator superfamily domain-containing protein
Exons: 3
Coding region: 1-1614 (537 amino acids)
Biological process (GO): transmembrane transport
Cellular component (GO): membrane
Molecular function (GO): transmembrane transporter activity
Source: RefSeq, a predicted model, not a curated record
AUGACGCAAAAAGACGAGGAGCAUGUCUCCCCGUCUGGGCCACCAUCUGAUGAGAAUGUGAGGAUAGGGACGGAAGAUGCGGAGGCUGAGGGCCUUGACCUGGAACAACUGGGGCGUCAACGUCCGGCUGCGUUCAAGAACGGUCUUUACGAGGUGCUGUUUUGCAGCUCUCUCCUUGUCUCUAUGUUCAUGGCGGAAUUCUUCAUCUCUGGUUUCAACAUCAUCCUCCCCAAUGUUGCCAAGGCGCUCGACAUCCCAAAGGGCGCCCAGACAUGGCCUGCAAGCGUAUUCUCGCUCGUCACCGGUUCAUUCCUUCUGCCUUUUGGCCGUCUCGCCGACAUCUAUGGAGCCUACAUUGUCUUCAAUCUCGGCAUCGUCUGGUUUUUCAUCUGGUCCUUGGUCUCUGGCUUCAGCACCAACUAUCAGAUGCUCAUCGUCGCCCGUGCCCUCGGUGGUCUAGGGCCUGCCGCCUUUCUCCCCACGAGCAUCAUGUUGUUAGGCAAGACGUACCGCCCCGGCCCUCGCAAGAAUUUGGUUUUCAGCAUGUGGAGUGCAUUCGCUCCGAUCGGCUUCUUCCUCGGCAUCAUUACCGGCGGUGCUACGACGCAGUACUUGUCGUGGCGUUGGUAUUUCUACCUUGGGUCCAUUGUUACGUUUGUCGUCUGCGUGUGCUCCUUUAUCACGAUUCCCCGUGACGGCGCACAAACCCGCGCAGAAAACGCACAUGUCAGGAUGGACUAUUGGGGUGCGGCAACCACUGUUCCGGGCUUGAUCUUGACGACAUUCGCUAUCACUGAUGGUGCUCAUGCGCCUAACGGCUGGCGCACCCCGUACAUCCUUGUUACGUUCAUCCUCGGCGUAUUGUCUCUGGCUGCGGCUGUUUAUGUCGAGGGCUGGGUUGUCGAGCAGCCCCUCCUGCCGUUUGAUUUGUUCAAGCCAAAGUACAUGGGUCGCCUGUCCGUUGCGCUGUUCUUUGCCUACGGCGUGUUUGGCGUCUUUUUGUUUUACGCUAGCUUCCACAUCAGCGAGUUCGUGGGGGCCUCAGCCCUUCAAACCGCCGUAUGGUUCGCACCUAUGGCAGCUGGAGGCAUUAUAUUAGCCACUGUGGGCGGUUUCACGCUCCACUUGCUCCCCGGCCGUAUUCUGCUCGUUAUCUCUGCUAGCGGCUUUCUCGCUACUAGCCUACUUUUUGCUUUCGCACCUCGCGAUGGCAAUUACUGGGCUUACAUUUUCCCCGCCAUGAUCGGUGCUACUAUCGGCAUCGAUAUUACUUUUAUUGUCAGCAACGUCUUCAUCACCACCAAUGUCGCUCGUGAGCGCCAGGGCAUUGCUGGCGCCUUGAUAAAUUCGUUGCUGUUUCUCGGUAUCAGCUUCUUUCUCGGCUUAGCGGAUCUAGCCGUCUCGGAGGAUGAAGGUAGGGGGGGAACACAGGGUCACAAGGUUGCGUUUUGGUUUGCGGCCGCGUGCUCAGCGGUUGUGCUCCUCACAUUUGCCACCAUCAAGCUCGGUAAGGCCGAGAGCGAGUUGACAGUCGAAGAACGGGCACAGGCCGGAGCACAUGGGGGCCUCCGGGAAGUACAGUCUGUGCCUCAAACGGGGCCGACUUUGGCGUGA